Fonsecaea erecta is the source of this 246-nucleotide messenger RNA. RefSeq names its product 40S ribosomal protein S29. Gene Ontology annotation, molecular function: zinc ion binding; structural constituent of ribosome. The record is from RefSeq and is a predicted model, not a curated record. The transcript is spliced from 3 exons. Gene Ontology annotation, biological process: translation. Gene Ontology annotation, cellular component: cytosolic small ribosomal subunit; ribosome. Lineage: Eukaryota; Fungi; Ascomycota; Eurotiomycetes; Chaetothyriales; Herpotrichiellaceae. Bases 1 to 246 code for a protein of 81 amino acids.
AUGUCUCACGAGAGCGUUUGGUACUCCCGUCCCCGAAACUUCGGCAAGGGUUCUCGCGCCUGCCGCGUCUGCACCCACAAAGCCGGUCUGAUCCGCAAAUACGGCCUGAACAUCUGCCGUCAGUGCUUCCGGGAGAAGAGCCAGGAUAUCGGGUUCAUCAAGAACGUUUGGCUAACAUGGAACCUUCCCGCGAACAGCACCGAUAAGUUCCACGCCCCGAGACUUGCCAAUUUGUCAACCGGGUAG